AUGAGUAUCAACGUUGACUCUUACCCGAUUAUUCUUGAUCAUUGUAGACAUUACGAAGGAGGGUUUGGCAUGGACCUCGAUCAUGAUUACAUGAACACAUACGAUGAUCCAUAUCCCAUCUCAACAAUGUUGUUGGAUGAUAACAUGAGCUCCCAAGAUAUCCAAACUCUUAUUCUCCAUAACCAUUUCCAACUACUUGAUCAUCAUCAUCACCAAUAUCACCAAAACAAUAUCCAAAUAACCAAUACAGAAGAUGUUAUCGUCUAUUUUGAGGAUCCAGUAGUUCCUGAUCUUGUGGUUGCCGAGGAGUCGUUACACAAAAAUGUCACAGAAGAUCCUAUAUUACAGGAAGUCAGUAGUACCACUGUGGAGGACGUGUCCAUGACUCAAACGACUUCUAACGACAUGGAUUUGUCUUCCACCGUGAAUAUUUCGACCUCAUCAUCACCGUCAUCGUCAUUUGUAUUUCUGACUAAAGGGAUGGUGGAUAAGAACGAUGAGCUUAUUGUUUUCCAUUUGGUCAUGGCUUAUGCGGAAGCCAUGGAGAUGGGGCAGGAAGAACUGGCCGCCGUGAUCGCCAAACGCAUCAGCGAGAAAGUCAGUCCGGUAGGGGACAGUGCAAUCGAGCGUUUGAUGUAUCACAUGUUCAACCAGAAUCUUCCGGCCGACUACAAACAGCCGCCGGAGGAGGAUUACCUGAGGCAGGAAUCAAUGAAGAACUUCCAUCAAGCUUUCAAGGCCUUUUAUCAAAUCUUCCCACAUGGGAAGUUGGCUCACUUUGCAGCCAACUUAGCCAUCCUCGAAUCCUUGCCUAAGGCUGAGGAUGAUGUCAUCCUCCGCAUAUUUGAUUUUGACAUUGGAGAGGGAAUCCAGUGGGCUUCUUUGAUCGAAGCUAUGGGCAGUCAUAAUCAUGGACACGGCCUGCUAGAAAUGAGGCUGACAUCACUUAAAUUUGUAGCUUCCGAAAUGGAAGAAGAACAACUUUGGAAAUUUCAGGACACAAAGAGAAGGCUGUGUGAUUACGCGGAAUCGUACGGCCUGAAAUUGGAGAUGGACGAAAUGGAAUGGGAUAAUGAUGAUGAUGAUGAUGCGCUGAAUAUGGAUUCAGCAUCAUCAUCAAGAAAAGAAUUUUACGUGUUCAAUUGUAUGGUUGGACUUCCACAUAUGGGGAGAGUGAGAAGAAGAAGAGAUGUUUUCAACUUCUUACAAAAGUCCCAUGUUUUUUUGGGUGGAAAUACUAAUGGACGCCAUGGAUAUAAUAAGAAGGGAAUUGUGACUUUUGGGGAUGGGGAAGCUUGGGAAAAAGCCAGGAACGCAUUUAACUAUGCUUCAUAUUUGGAUGAAAACAUGGCACACUACCAAGCUUUAUUGGAGUCCAUAGAGCAUAAUUUUCCGAGUCAUCUCGGAGAUGCGAGGACAGCCAUGGAAUGCCUCUUUGUGGCACCGUUUGCUUCUUGUAAAUCGUGGGCUGAAAAAUGGGUGGAAAGGAAGAGAUAUGGCGACCAAGAUUGGGUAUCUUCCUCAAGGUUUGGAGGGCUAAUGGAGGGUUUGAGUUGGAGCAAAGAGAGUUUGUUGGAGGCUAAAGAAGUUGCGAGGGAAGGGGAAAGUUUGUAUCGAGUAAGGGUUGAAGGUGAAUGCCAUAAUGAGUUGAUCAUGGAAUGGAGAGAAAUUCCAUUGGUGAAAGUCUCCUGCUGGAAAAGCACUUGA
Oldenlandia corymbosa var. corymbosa is the source of this 1707-nucleotide messenger RNA. The record is from the annotation of a GenBank genome assembly. Lineage: Eukaryota; Viridiplantae; Streptophyta; Magnoliopsida; Gentianales; Rubiaceae.